AUGGCCAAGCAGCCCCCCGAGGUGAAGGCGCAACGCGACGGCGAGGGCGGGCGGCUGCCGGCGGCGGAGGGGCCGGGCCCGGCCGCGCAGCUGCGCCCCGGCGCUCCCGCCGCCCUGCCCGGCUCCGCCGCCGCCGCCGCCACGGCGGGGCCUCCGCCGCGGGGCCCGCCCGCCAGCCCCGGCCCCUUCGCCACCCGCUCGCCCUUCUUCAUCUUCGUGCGGAGGUCGCCGCUGCUGUCGCGCUCCUCCAGCGGGUACUUCUCCUUCGACGCCGAGCGCAGCCCCGCGCCCCUCAGCUGCGACAAGGCCACGCAGACCCCCAGCCCGCCCUCCCAGGCCCUCAGCCACUGCCUCAGCGCCAUGGGGGACAGAUCUCCCUCGCUAGCAGAAGACAUACAGCCCGAAAUUUGGAUUGCACAGGAGCUGAGGCGCAUCGGAGACGAGUUCAAUGCCUCUUACUGUCCGAGAAGGGUAACUUUCGUCUUUUUACUUUCCAUUUCUUUACGCACGGUCUCUAAAAGGGAAAAGCUUAAUCAUCUCUGGAAACUAGUUCUGCGGUGAAUGUUUCGUUCACUCAAAUGUAGAGAAGGAUGCGCGGGUGGUUGUGUUCGCCUGGAUGCAGGGGUGUGCUGCCUGCGCCGGCGAGUCGUCUGCUGCUGCAGCGUCAUUAAAUCAAUUAAAAAUAACCUUUAAACUGGGACUUGAGGCUUUCGGGUACGACGUUCGCAGUAUCUUCCGCAGCACCCGGGGCUCAUGAAGCACGCUGCUGGGUUGGGACUGGACCUGACGAUAAUGAGGAAGAAACUUCUAAAAGUUAAGAGGCAGAGAAAGUUUGGGUGUGUUGGGGU
This is a messenger RNA of Gavia stellata (red-throated loon), 848 nucleotides long. RefSeq names its product BCL2 like 11 (gene BCL2L11). The transcript is spliced from 3 exons. Gene Ontology annotation, biological process: meiosis I. The coding region runs from base 1 to 561 and encodes 186 amino acids. Lineage: Eukaryota; Metazoa; Chordata; Aves; Gaviiformes; Gaviidae. The record is from RefSeq and is a predicted model, not a curated record.